Sebastes umbrosus (honeycomb rockfish) is the source of this 647-nucleotide messenger RNA. It is a transcript of the gene ndufb11, whose product is annotated as NADH:ubiquinone oxidoreductase subunit B11. The coding region runs from base 56 to 490 and encodes 144 amino acids. Lineage: Eukaryota; Metazoa; Chordata; Actinopteri; Perciformes; Sebastidae. The transcript is spliced from 3 exons. The record is from RefSeq and is a predicted model, not a curated record.
GAAGAAGCUUUUGUUUCCGGUUCCGGGUCAACGAUAUCAUUCACAAAUAGGUGAAAUGCUGACCCGACUGUCGCGGUUCGGGCCCGCUUUGCCCCGGUUACUCUCUAAACCUCCGGCCCGGUUCGUCUCCCAGUCGAAGCCCAGCGGUGCCGCCGGUGCUCCCGCUGUGACGGAGCUGCACGGAGCCUUGGAGCCGGCCGGACACGGAGAGGUCAGCCCGUACGUCAAGAAUCCAGAUUACCAUGGAUUCUCCAGUGACCCUGUGGUGGAUGAGUGGAACAUGAGGUUGGGCUUCUUCUUUGGCAUCUCAAUGGCUCUUGUUAUUGGAGGAACAUUUAUCCACUAUUUACCAGACCACGGCAUGCGGCAGUGGGCCAGAAGGGAAGCGGAGCGUGUAAUCCAGCUGAGAGAGAAGGAGGGUCUUCCCGUCAUAGACGAGAACUAUUACGACCCAAACAAGAUUGUUCUGUCCACAGCUGGAGAGGAGUAGGAUGUCCAACAUCCACCUACUGUAUUUCACGAUUAUUGUAUUUCACUAUGACAGAAUAAAUGAUGUACUUGUUGAAUUGUGUAAUUAUUAUGUGUGGACAAUGACUUCUUGAGACAGCAUUCUGAAUGUUUCUGAAUCAUGAAUUAAAGGUAAAUCU